AUGUCGUUCUCAAGGUCAUCGACUGUGACUUUAGGUCGAGAAAAUGCACCCAAUCACCAAAGUCAACUUGAAGCCGACCAUGUCCGACCGGAACCAACCGACCUUGACCUGCUAGAUGAGGACCGUGGAGAUCCCUUCCCGAAACGCCUCAUCAUUGCGGUAGACUUCGGUACCACUUACUCAGCGGUUUCUUACGUCGACGUACCCCAAGGAUGUCCAUCCGAUUCCGUCGACUCGAGGUCCAUUCGUUCGAUUGGAAACUACCCGGAGAAUUACAACUACGGCUAUAAUGAUCCAAUGGGUAUGGAGGUUCCUACCGAGGUGAUGUAUCCCUUGGACCGCCACUUUCGCGACCAUUUUAAUCUCGAUAAUCCUGAGGAACAUUUGGAAAACGGAGAUGGCGUUGAGGUGCCUGUACUUGUACCUGAUGAAGACGGCGACAUCUCCAUGCUAUCAGACGUGUCAGAGGAGUUUCGAUGGGGUUACCGAGUACAUGAAGUCUGGAAUCGUCCGUCUACACACUCCAACACCACCAACCAGCCUUUGUCUCGAUUCAAGCUCUUACUUGACACUAGUGAAAGAACUGAGUCUGUAAGGCAAGAAUUGAGACAGACAAUCAACACGCUUAAGAGACGGAACGUAAUUCAAGGGCACCUCCACGUCAUCGCUGAUUUUCUCACCUACCUUCUGGAGCAUACUCGGUCCCAGUUGCGUCGUCAAGGCUUUGAUGAUAGUUACGAGAAAGAAAUGAUACUUUGUGUUCCUGCUAUAUGGACGCAGAAAGCAUGCCGAGACAUGCAGGCAUGCCUAGCAGUAGCCAUGAAACGUGCCAGCUUCACGAAAGUUGGUUUACAGAAUAAGAGCGUUGAUAACCUCUUCAUCGUGUCGGAACCUGAGGCAGCAGCUGCAUACAUGCUUUCCACUUCGGCUGAAAUUAAGGCCGGAGAUUGCUUUGUUAUACUUGACGCAGGGGGCGGAACUGUCGACGUGAACACAUAUCGAGUCAGCAGAGAGGAGCCAUUGAGGCUAGAGACCGAGAUAGUGGCUCCUGGAGGCGGUCUGCAUGGAUCUAGUUACCUGAACGAAGGUUUCCGGAAGUAUCUCGAAGAUCUCCUUUCCGAAGAAACAUACCUCAACGACGGCAUCGAAACCAUUCAUGGAAUAGUGGAGAAGAUAACAUUCGAAGAGUUCGAAAAGCGGAUUAAGCGGGGCUUUGACUAUAAGCAGCAGACGUCGAGAAAGGAGAUUUAUAUCAAAGGACUUCGUGAUAAUCCUGCUAAGGGUUUCAGAAAUGAAUGCCUUUACAUUCCGAGACUUAAGAUCCGAGAGAUCUUUUUCACACAUCUAGAUGCUAUUGUUGAGAUUGUGAAGAGCCAACUCGACGAAGCAAGGGGGAAAGGAUACACUGUUCGGAAAGUUGUUCUCAUUGGAGGAUUUGGAACUUCGAUCUCACUCAGCCAAAGAUUACAAGAGUUCUUAGAGGAAUACGGCCGAGAAUAUCAUUGCCGCGUCACAUUGAUGGAACCUCAGCAAGGAACUUCCAUCAUCAAUGCCGUAGCAUCAGGAGCUGUCCUUAGAGCUCUUAAUAAAGCGAAUGGACCGGAGAGAAUAGCUCGUUCAAGUUAUGGUAUAUUACGAACCGAGCCUUUCGGACUAUACCCCGAGCAUACGGGUCUAACGCCGUCUUAUGAUCGCCAUGACGGGAUGCCAUACAUCAAGCAAACAAUUGAUUGGGUUUUACCGCUAGGAGAAAAGGUUGCAUCAGUAUGGCAGUGUAAGCCCUUCACCUGUUGUCAUACAUUCGACUUCUGGCCUGUCCGUCCCUUUAUCUGUAAGGAGAUUCUUUACGUAUCGGAUAUUUCGACAAAAUCACACUAUAGGAAGACUCAUCCUAAUAACCAAGGUGCCGAGUAUGUUGGCGAAAUUGAGGUAGACUUCUCUUCUCUUCGAGAUCAGUUAGUCCCAAUUGAGCCGCUUCUUAAUAAAAAGCAACAAAAGGUUGGAAAGAAGCAUUAUAGAAUCGACUUUACCAUGGAGAUUAAAGUUGUAGAUCGUGACUUGGAAUGUUUCGCCAUCCAUGACCAGAGAGUAGUCAAGAAAUGUCGCAUAAACAUCGCGUCUGGUUUCAGGCCUGGGGUCAAAUAA
Messenger RNA from Fusarium sp. VM40, 2145 nucleotides. NCBI's taxonomy places the organism in Eukaryota, Fungi, Ascomycota, Sordariomycetes, Hypocreales, Nectriaceae. The record is from the annotation of a GenBank genome assembly.